GGUCACGUGACACCCUUCACUAGUAGUUGAAGUCGCCAUUUUGCUUGUCGUCAAAAUCGGAUCAAGCGCUUCCAACGACGGCAAAAAAAAUAAAUACGAGUCUGACUUUGUAAGUCUUCGGCUGAUAGCGGAACGGUUAGCCGCACGAGUUCACGGACAGUUUGCUGAUCGGCGGUGAUGCUUCCGGUCAGACUCGUGUAGGUUUCUGCGGCUCAGUCUUCUCGAAGAUGGAGGACGGCGCGGCGCGCCAGGACGCGUGUCGGGAGUACCAGUCCUCCCUGGAGGACCUGACGUUCAACAGCAAGCCGCACAUCAACAUGCUCACCAUCCUGGCCGAGGAGAACCUGCAGUUCGCCAAGGAUAUCGUCGCAAUAAUUGAAGCUCAAAUAACCAAGGCGCCAUCCUCCGAGAAGCUCCCAGUUUUGUACUUAGUGGACUCCAUAGUGAAGAAUGUCGGAGGAGAGUACCUUGCAGAGUUUGCUAAAAACCUAGUCACUUCAUUUAUAUGUGUCUUUGAAAAGGUGGACGAAAACACCCGAAAGAGUCUGUUCAAGCUGCGCUCCACGUGGGACGAGGUGUUCCCCACAAAGAAGCUGUAUUUGCUGGACGUCAAGGUCAACUCUCUGGACCCGGCCUGGCCCAUCAAGCCGCUCCCGCCCACAGUCAACUCCAGCAUCCACAUCAACCCAAAGUUUUUUAAGCAGACUGAGGAGGCGCCCUCUCCACAGCCAGCCCCCGCUCAGCCUCCCCCGCCAGUGGUCACGCCCAAGCCUCCCAGCGCCACGGGACAGUCCAGCCUGACCCAGGAGCAGCUGAUCCGCAAGCAGCUGCUGGCCAAGCAGAAGCAGCUUCUGGAGCUGCAGCAGAAGAAGAUCGAGCUGGAGCUGGAGCAGACCGAAGCACAGCUUGCAAUCGGAUUUAACCUCCAACAAGCUCCUGCGGGUCCCCCACCGGCAGCACCGAGCUUAGCACCCAAGCCCCUCAGCCAAAGCACCUCUGUGAUCCGACCCUGGAUCCCCCCCCAGCCUCCGACUGACCCAAAGCUUCCCACCCGAGACCCACGUCUGAACCGCCCCGCUCCUCUGACUCCAGCUCAAAGCAAAGAGCCUCCAGCUCCCAGAAAAGAGGUCUCCCCCAGCGUCCAGAAUCUCGCCAUCAUCCCUGAGAAAAGGCUGCCAGAGAAGCCCGUUAAGCCCGAUAGAACUAGAACCUUCAGGAAAGACAUACUUGAUGAGAAAUCCAAGAACAAACUGCCAAAAAGCGUCCAGAACCAAAGGGAGGUGGCUGGGCCUGACCCAAAAGUCCCGGAGAAGAAGGAUCCUCGGCUGAAGAAGCGACCACUGGAGCGCGGCCCCGAGCCAAAAGAAGACGAGGUAAAGGACAAGAAGAGAAGUAGCGACAAGAAGGAGCGAGAUGACACCCCGCGUUCCAACAAGGGCAAGCUGCACAACGGGGCGGCGGCCAAACACGAAGACGUCGGCGACAAGGCCGAGCCGAAGAGCGGGGGCAACGCCCGGACGCACGCCAGGAAACGCACCCGAUCGCGGUCACGUUCUCCAAACGCUUCUCCCAAGCGGAAAGACAGGCGGUCGCCCAAAAGCCGACCCAGGAGCAGCUCCCCGUCCCCCCACAAGCCAGGAAAGCCCCGGAGAGUUCGACCCGACAACCUGACCCUGAACAAACCCGGCCACGAUGAGCGGCUCGCCCCCAAGAAGAACCAGGCAGACGGCAGGCGGCCCAAAAGGCCUGCAGAGGAACGCCACGGCGAGUCUAGGGACUCCCUCCGCAUCAAUGAUGGGGGGGCCAAGGAGGGUAAGGAGGGUCACCGCUGGAGGAGCGGCUGGGAGAACAAGCACCUGAAGUCAGAAGAGUCUCACCCGAAGGCCGGACCUCUGAGGCACAAACCUUACGGGGGCCCGGCCCGGCCCAGCACCCCUAGAACCCCCAAACACCGCCUCAGCGUGGAUGCCAACCUGCAGAUCCCGGAAGUCUUGAACUCUGCCUCCAAGAAAGACCUGCUGAUGAGGGCCAGCAAACGUGUGGAGAGCGGCGAGAUCUCUCAGGAGGACUUCCUGAACAUGGCCCACCAGAUCAACCACUUAUUCCAGUACCAGGAGGAGAAGCAGCUGCGCUCCGAGAGCUGGGACGGACCCGGGGAGUUCCCCACCAAGAAGCAGACAGGGCAGGCCCAUGUCUCCAUGCCCCACCCCCACAUGGACCCCGCCGAGCUGUCCUACUACGAGCACAAGUCCAAACUGAAGAAGACUCAGGUCAACCAUCGAACCGCCAACGAAGAGUGGGAGAGCCAGGACUCUCUGGAGGGCGGCGGUGACGCGGAACAAGCCAUGCACCCCCCCACACAUAAAUUCAGCAGACCCCCGAGAGACAGACCAGGUGAACGCCAGAGCAAAGAGCGGGAGGACUCCCGCCCCCCCCUCGCCCCAAUGAUUGAGGAUUACAACCACGGCAAAGAGUUUCCCACCUUGAAGUCUCUCCCAGAUCUCCGCUUCAGGAGGAGGGCCGACCCUCGAAAGUCCAGCGAGCGGGAGUGGACGUCCCCACUGGAGCGGCAACUGUACAAGGAGAAGAAAGGCGGCUACGACGCCCCACGGCGCUACGAGGCCAGACACUCAGAACCCCGCAGACCUGAGGGUGCCCCCCUCCCCGAGGCACUGCCCCACAGAAAAUGCCCCAGCCCGGUGGGUCUGGAAGGUCUGGCUCCGCACUUCAGGCGUGAGCCCCUGUCCCCGCCACGACAGGUGAACGCUCCAGACAGUCCGGUGGCGCGCUUCGAGAGCCCCAACAGCGAGCACUCAGACGACGGCCCCCUCAUUCUGGAUCCCCACAUGCCCCCCCAACACAUGCUGACGGGGGCACCUUUCCGACCACAUGGCAACUCCCCAGGACACACCCCUCCUCACGACGGAGUACACCCUCCUCGAUAUGGCGGCCCCGCCCUCAUCGGGCCUGCCAGGCCACACCCUCCAGGAUGGACAGGGGGACACAUUGAAGAGCCUCACCAUCAGGGGCCAGGCAGGUUUGAUGAUGGGGGGCCAUCUCAUCUGAUGGUAGAUAUGACUGAGCCCCCCCAGGGGCCAGGCAGGUUUGGUGCUCCUAUUGGCCAGCAGCCGGUGUCGGGCAGGGGGCCGGGCCCUAUAGACGGGCCAGUGCAGCAUUUUGAGCCCUCUGGUCCCUUCGGCGGUCCCAUGGGCUUUCAUCAGCAGCAGCGACCCCCCCACUUUGAAGACCUGUCGAACCAACUGAGGCCCCCCCGGCUAGACAACAACGUUUGCUUUGAUAGACCCAACCAGCCGGGUCCCCAUUUUGACAUGGCCAACGCUCCUGUGCAAGGAGGGGGGGCACACUACGAUUUCAUCCCCGGUCAGCAGGGGCCCCCCAGGUUUGGUCCCCAACCAAACCUGCAGCCUCAUGUGAGGCAGAUGGCUCCCGAUGUUUACAACCACCCGGUGCCCAUCCAGCAAAACUUUGCUAUGACCCUCCAGCCGUUCCAGGAGCCCAUGAACCCUCAGUUCCCCCCCGCGCCAAUGGCGACCGGAAACUUCAACCCGCACAUCGGCCAGCCGGGCCCCGGGUCCUUCUACAACCCUCCGGCCCCCAACAUCAACAUGCAGCAGCCGGUGAUGGCGAGCAUGAACGCCCCCUUCCUGCCCCCAAACCAGGUGUCGUUUGAGCCGCAAUUCCCUCAGGCGGCCGCCAGCGGGGAGCACUUCGGUCAGGUUGACGUCGAGUCUCUCCUGAGCAAACUCAUCUCCACUGGCAUCAUCAAGCCGUCGCAGCCGGACCCCGCCCUCCCCGCCAGCAGCGGUGAGCCUGCAGCUGUGGCCCCCCCUGCCGCACCUGAGCCCGAGGAGGAGGAAGACCAGGAGGUUGAAGAGAACGACAUCCCGGACCUUACCGGCUUCAGCAUCGAUCACAUGAAGCUGCGGUACGAGAGCGUGGUAACCAAGCUGUACACGGGGAACCAGUGCUGCCUUUGCAGCAUGCGCUUCUCUGCCACGCAGACCGACUUGUACGCCGACCACCUGGACUGGCACUUCCGGCAGAACCACGCCGACAAGCAGGCGAGCAAGAAGGUGACGCAUCGGCGCUGGUACUACACUCUGACGGAUUGGAUCGAGUUUGAGGAGAUCGCUGACCUGGAGGAGCGAGCCAAGAGUCAUUUCUUUGAGAAGGAGAAUGAGGAGGUGGUGCAGAAGACCCAAGCAGCGGCCAAGGAGAAGGAGUUUCAGAGUGUGAGAGCCACCAAGGACCAGGUGGGAGAGUCGUGUGAGAUCUGUCAGGAACCCUUUGAGACGUACUGGGUGGAGGAAGAGGAGGACUGGUUCUUGAAAAACGCCAUUAAAGUGGAUGAGAAGAACUUUCACCCAUCCUGCUUUGAAGAUUACAAAAAGUCGUCGUACCUCGAUGCCACGCCUUCUCCCAGCAAGCUGAUGACCGAACACCCGCUCGGGGCUUUUAAAACAGAGCAGGAGUCCACUUCCUGUGCAUUGGAGGCAACAUCCGUGAAACAGGAAGUGGAGCCUCCACAGGAAACGGAUUGUGAACCGUCCUGUUCUGAGGAGACGGUUGGCGGGGCUCCCGAGGCCGUGGUGGACUCUGUGCCGUCAGAAGAUCCAGCGUGACCUGCUGCUGCUGCUCGCCAUCGUCCUGUGGGGGCGAAGGCCUUUUAGCACUUGAAUACAUUUUGGUAUUUGAUCGUGUGGCCGUUUCAGAGCCGCUGUUUCUGUGAAGAAAUGUUUCGUUUGCUCAAAGCUGUAAAUGAUUUAAUUUAUAAAUUAAAGUAUUUUUGGUACCUGUGGUCUAACGCUGGUUGAAUGCGGAGCGUGGCAUCGCUGCAGUUUGAGUCUCAGGUGUUGAAGGUAAGCAUCAUCUGAUUGGUGGCCAGGGACUGAGAAGUUUCCUUUUUUUUGCUUUGAUCUUUAAUAAACGAGUCUGAAACGUGUUUGUGUGUGAUCCACUUCAGUUUGAUGUUCAGGUCCAACGUUACAAAUAAAGUUUCUGUGG
This is a messenger RNA of Oryzias latipes (Japanese medaka), 5025 nucleotides long. It is a transcript of the gene pcf11, whose product is annotated as PCF11 cleavage and polyadenylation factor subunit. Gene Ontology annotation, biological process: mRNA 3'-end processing; termination of RNA polymerase II transcription. Gene Ontology annotation, cellular component: mRNA cleavage factor complex; cytoplasm. NCBI's taxonomy places the organism in Eukaryota, Metazoa, Chordata, Actinopteri, Beloniformes, Adrianichthyidae. Gene Ontology annotation, molecular function: RNA polymerase II complex binding; mRNA binding. The record is from RefSeq and is a predicted model, not a curated record.